This is a messenger RNA of Laetiporus sulphureus 93-53, 822 nucleotides long. RefSeq lists its product as uncharacterized. The record is from RefSeq and is a predicted model, not a curated record. Lineage: Eukaryota; Fungi; Basidiomycota; Agaricomycetes; Polyporales; Laetiporaceae. The transcript has 7 exons. Bases 230 to 745 code for a protein of 171 amino acids.
CACAGUCGGCGUCGAAGACUUCUGGUAGUUCAAUAGGCCUUAGACGUAUUGCGAUGUUAUUUUCUCUGAUGUCUUGGAGUCCUUGAGCAGCUAACAUGUGCGCCAUCUUAGAGUUGUGAGCGGUGUGGCGCGCCUGAACAAGACCAAGGCAACCAAGCCACAAAUAAAGCACGUCACUCGAAGUUGGAGGAGAAAAGGACAUGACCAUAGAGUCAGAGGAAACGCGUCGAUGGCCAGCGCUUAUACAGCAAUGUCCCGGUUUGGUCACCAUUAUCACAAUAGUACUGUGCAUAGUUGCGACAACGCGGAGAAUAAGGUAGUCUGGAACAAUUCUACAGGCAUCGCCAUUCUCUCUUGCACAUACGCUGGGUCAGCGGCUGGCUUACGCCAAUUGAUGCGCGUUCGAGUUACUCGAUGGUCCGGGGCUACAUGUCAUAUCGGGCUGCCGAUAUGGUCUCCGCGGCAUCGUCAUCGCCACGGGUGGCGCAGGCCUCUUUCUUGCAACGGUGAAAGCUGUAGAUUUUCCGUAGACAUUCCCCCCUGUCCAUAUCAGAUUGAGACAUCCCAGUUGACAAUCUCAAUGCGAUGGUGGGUCAUCCUGAAUGACUAUUGUGAAAAACAAUCGCGGCAGCCUCUAUUCGUUCCCACGCAUGAUGGAUUUCGCCCAUCAGUGUCCAUCUUCAUAAUGGAGAUAAUGACGGUCGUGAUUCUGCAAGCAAGCUCGGCGUACGGUCGGUGGGCAUAAUACGGAGCCCAUAUUCAACGUUUUAUUGAUCUGCGAGAAUGUAUGCCAGCGGCAAUAUACACUAUUCCGUGAUCUGC